AACUGUAAUUUGUAUUUGUUUCUCUUAUCUUCUCAUUUUGUGUGUUAUGUUUAUUAUUAUCAUUGUGUAGUUAUGACAAGAUAGUAAUGAUCAUGUAAUUAAAUGCACGCAAUCGUCGAUUUAAAACCAUUUAAAUCCGGAGGCAAUAUGGAACAAUUUUUGAGUAACAAUAAAGUUUACAAAACAGAAACUGAACAAAAAAUAUUCAAAGAGUUUUUAAGAACUAAAGAUCACAUUUAUUUGGAUAAUGCUGGUGCUGCCUUAUAUUCUGAAAAUCAAAUAAAAAAUGUGUACUCUGAAUUAUCUUCCAAUAUUUUUGCCAAUCCUCAUGCAAAAAACACUUUUAGUAAAACCACACAGGACUCGGUGGAUAUUACAAGACACCUGAUUUUACAGCACUUCAACACUAAUUCUGACGAAUACUCUGUAAUUUUCACAUCAGGGGCUACACAAUCAAUAAAAUUGGUGGCAGAGCAUUUUAACUAUGAAGAAAAUGGUUUACUUGCUCAUUUACAAAAUAAUCACACAUCUGUUUUGGGUAUGAGAGCAUAUGUUAAAAAAAGCAUAGAAAUUAAUGAUUCUGAAGCUUUCAAUAUUUUUUCAAAUACCGAAUUUAAAAUAGAAAAUAAACAUGAAUACAACUGUCUUUUUGUAUACCCAGCACAGUCAAACUUUUGUGGAACCAAAUACCCUUUGGAGUGGAUCCAAAGUGUUAAAUCUGGUGCUUUAAAUAACAUUACAAAUAGUAAUCCUAAGGAUUGGUUAGUUUUGCUUGAUUGUGCAACAUUUUUAAGUACGAAUAAAUUUGAUUUAUCAAAAUACAAACCAGAUUUUGUGCCAAUGUCUUUUUAUAAAAUGUUUGGCUUUCCUACUGGUUUAGGGGCACUACUUGUACAUACAUCUGCUGAAAAAUUCUUAAAUUUCAAGUAUUUAGGAGGAGGAACAGUUUUAAUGGCAUUAAGCUCCAAAAAUGUUAUGAUUCCCAGAGUAAAUUUACAUGAAAGAUUUGAAGCCGGCACUUUACCGUAUUUGUCUAUCUUGGCUAUAAGACAUGGUUUUGAGACAUUUAAAAGACUAAAUUUAAGUUGGGAAUUAAUAUCUUCCCAUACUUUUUCCUUAGCACAGUAUGUGUAUAAAAAUUUAUUGGUAAUGCAUCACUCUAAUGGUCAACCUUUGGCAAAAUUAUAUCACAGUACAAUUUUUGAGCAUGAGAGCACUCAGGGUGGUAUUAUCAACUUUAAUUUACUAAGGUGCACUGGAGAAUAUAUUGGAUAUUCAGAGGUUUUACACUUUGCAAACUUAAAUGGAAUUUAUCUUAGAACCGGUUGUGUUUGCAAUCCGGGUGCUUGUCAAAAAUACCUUAAUUUGUCCGUUGAGGAAGUCAAAAAGCAUUUUGAAGCUGGUCAUAUUUGUGGUGACCAACACGAUUUAAUAAAUGGGUACCCAACGGGGGCUGUUAGAAUAUCUUUUGGUUAUUAUUCUACUAAAGAACAUGCUGAUAAAUUUUUGGGUAUGAUUAAAAAUUGUUUUGUAUCUGAACCGAUUGUUAUUAAAAUACCUGAUACAUAUGAAGUUUUGAAAAGUUCUUAUGAAAAAAAGUUUAACCUUAUUAAAAAUGGUACUUGUGUAAAAGAAAAUAGUACAAUUAAACAAGAGCCUAUUAUAUUAUUCAAUAUUACAUCAGGAAAAACGCAAAAUAAUUUAUUAGACAACAAAGGAGUAUUAAAAAAAAUAUUCCUGUUUCCUAUUAAAUCGUGUGGAGCUUGUUCGGUGAAUGAUAAUUGGGAAUUAACAGCUACUGGUUUAAAGUAUGAUAGGCAAUGGAUGAUUGUUAACUCCUCUGGAGUUGCCAUAACUCAAAAACAAAUAAAAAAAAUGUGUAUGAUUAAACCAGUUAUAGAUCUGAAUAAAAACAUAAUGACUCUGCAUUUUAAGGGACAUAAAAGUAUAGAGAUGCUGUUGGAGAAUAAUGUUAGUAAAAAUAUUAAAAAUAAUGCAUACUUGUGCCAAAGCAAAGUGUGUGGUAAUAAAAUACAGGGUUGGGAUUGUGGUGAAACAGUUUCUCAAUGGUUGCAGGAAGUUUUAAACACACCAGAUUUAAGACUUCUUCGGCAAUGCUCAGUAAUAGAAGAAAUAAAUACAAGAACUUCAAAACAAGAUUAUCAGUUAUCUUUAGCAAAUAAAGCUCAAUUUUUGCUUAUAAACUCUGCAAGUAUUAAAUGGUUAAGAGAUAAAGUACCAAACGAACAUUUUUCUGAAGAUAUAGAUAGUACCAUUCAUAGAUUUAGAGCUAAUUUUGUGGUUGAUUUUAAACACGCCUUUCAAGAAAAAAACUACAAGGAAUUUUUAAUUGAUAAUAUUAAAUUUAUGUCUGGAAAGGAAUGCACAAGGUGUCAAAUGAUUUGCAUAGACCAAUCAACUGGGGAUAUUUCCAAAGAACCAUUAGCUUCAUUAUCCAGAGAAUUAAAAGGAAAAAUUUCUUUUGGAAUGUACUUAAAUAGAGACACACAAGAAAAUACGUCUAUAAGCAUAGGUUCUGAUAUUGAAGGUUUGAUGUAAUUUAUUAAUUUUAUAGAAUUUUUUAUUAAAAAUAUAUACAUAUAUGUAUACCUAUACCCAUAUGUAUUUAAUUUAUUA
This is a messenger RNA of Brassicogethes aeneus, 2637 nucleotides long. Lineage: Eukaryota; Metazoa; Arthropoda; Insecta; Coleoptera; Nitidulidae. The record is from the annotation of a GenBank genome assembly.